AUGAUAAUAACUACGAAGAUAUUGUCUAAUCAAUUAAGAACAAUAUGCAAACAGUCAGUCAAAACAAAUUCUCUCAAACAUACAUAUAGAUCAUUUUCAUCAUCAAUAAUAAAGAAUCAAUUAAAAUAUGCCGGGGGAGAUUUAUUAAAAAAUUUUAAAGAUGAAAAUGCAUCAAAUUUAGUUGAUGUUUCAAAAGUUUUAGUCAUUGGAUCUGGUGGAUUAUCAAUUGGUCAAGCUGGUGAAUUUGAUUAUUCUGGUUCACAAGCUAUAAAAGCUUUAAAAGAAGCUAACAAAAAAUCUAUACUUAUAAAUCCAAAUAUUGCAACAAAUCAAACUUCACAUUCAUUAGCUGAUGAAAUUUAUUAUUUACCUGUUACACCAGAAUAUAUGACUUAUAUAAUUGAAAGAGAAAAACCAGAUGGUAUAUUAUUAACAUUUGGAGGUCAAACUGGUUUAAAUGUAGGUGUUAAAUUAGAUAAAAUGGGUGUUUUUGAAAGAUAUGGUGUUAAAGUUUUAGGAACUCCAAUUAAAACUUUGGAAACAUCUGAAGAUCGUGAUUUAUUUUCUCAAGCAUUAAAAGAAAUUAAUAUACCAAUUGCUGAAUCUAUAGCUGUUGUAACGGUUGAUGAUGCUUUAAAAGCUGCUGAUUCAGUUGGAUAUCCAAUAAUUGUUAGAUCUGCUUAUUCUUUAGGUGGAUUAGGUUCCGGUUUUGCAAAUAAUGAACAAGAAUUGAGAAAUUUAGCUGCACAAUCAUUAAGUUUAGCUCCACAAAUUUUAGUUGAAAAAUCAUUAAAAGGUUGGAAAGAAGUUGAAUAUGAAGUUGUUAGAGAUCGUGUUGGAAAUUGUAUAACUGUUUGUAAUAUGGAAAAUUUUGAUCCUUUAGGUAUCCAUACUGGUGAUUCUAUAGUUGUUGCACCAUCACAAACUUUAUCAGAUGAAGAAUAUCAUAUGUUAAGAUCAGCAGCUAUUAAAAUUAUUAGACAUUUGGGUGUUGUUGGUGAAUGUAAUGUUCAAUAUGCAUUACAACCAGAUGGUUUAGAUUUUAGAGUUAUUGAAGUUAAUGCAAGAUUAUCAAGAUCUUCAGCUUUGGCAUCAAAAGCAACUGGUUAUCCAUUAGCUUAUACUGCAGCUAAAAUUGCAUUAGGUCAUACAUUACCAGAAUUACCUAAUCCAGUUACAAAAACAACGUCAGCAAAUUUCGAACCUUCAUUAGAUUAUAUGGUUACUAAAAUUCCAAGAUGGGAUUUAUCAAAAUUCCAACAUGUUAAAAGAGAUAUUGGUUCAGCAAUGAAAUCAGUUGGUGAAGUUAUGGCAAUUGGUAGAAAUUUUGAAGAAUCUUUUCAAAAAGCAAUUAGACAAAUUGAUCCAAGUUAUAUUGGUUUUCAAGGUGAUGAAUUUGAAGAUUUAGAUGAUGUUUUACAAAAUCCAACUGAUAGAAGAUGGUUAGCUGUUGGACAAGCAUUAUUACAUGAAAAUUAUUCAGUUGAAAAAGUUCAUGAUUUAACAAAAAUUGAUAAAUGGUUUUUAUAUAAAUUGAUGAAUAUUGUUAAUAUGUAUAGAGAAUUAGAAUCAAUUGGGGAAUUAUCAAAGAUUAAUAGUGAUUUAAUGAGAAGAGCCAAGAAAUUAGGUUUUAGUGAUAAACAAAUUGGAUUAUGCGUUGGAGCAAAAGAAUUGGAAGUUAGAUCAGUUCGUAAAGAAUUUGGUAUUUUACCAUUUGUUAAAAAAAUUGAUACAUUAGCAGCAGAAUUUCCAGCAAAUACAAAUUAUUUAUAUACAACAUAUAAUGCAACAUCAUCAGAUAUUGAUUUUAAUGAACAUGGUACAUUAGUUUUAGGCUCAGGUGUUUAUAGAAUUGGUUCUAGUGUUGAAUUUGAUUGGUGUGCAGUUUCAACAACAAGAGCAUUAAGAGAAAGUGGACAUAAAACUAUAAUGAUUAAUUAUAAUCCAGAAACUGUUUCAACUGAUUUUGAUGAAGUUGAUAGAUUAUAUUUUGAAGAAUUAUCAUUAGAAAGAGUUUUAGAUAUUUAUGAAUUAGAAAAUGCCAAUGGUUGUGUUGUUUCUGUUGGUGGUCAAUUACCACAAAAUAUUGCAUUAACUUUACAAAAUCAAGGUUGUAAAAUUCUUGGUACCAAUCCAGAAGAUAUUGAUAAAGCAGAAGAUCGUCAUAAAUUUUCACAAAUUUUAGAUUCAAUUGGAGUUGAUCAACCAGCAUGGAAAGAAUUAACAUCAAUUCAAGAAGCUGAAAAUUUUGCAAAUGAAGUUGGAUACCCAGUAUUAGUUCGUCCUUCAUAUGUAUUAUCAGGUGCUGCAAUGUCAGUUAUAAAUAAUCAAAGUGAAUUAGAUUCAAAAUUAAAAAAUGCAUCAAAAGUUUCAAAAGAACAUCCUGUUGUUAUAUCUAAAUUUAUUCAAGGUGCUCAAGAAAUUGAUGUUGAUGCAGUUGCAAAUGAAGGUCAAGUUUUAGUACAUGCAGUUAGUGAACAUGUUGAAAAUGCAGGUGUUCAUUCAGGUGAUGCUACAUUAAUAUUACCUCCACAAAAUUUAUCACCAAUUAUGAUGAAUAGAAUUAAAGAAAUUACUGAUAAAGUUGCAAAAGCAUGGAAUAUAAAUGGUCCUUUUAAUAUGCAAAUUAUUAAAAAUGAUAAAAAUGGGAAAUUAAAUGAUACUGAUUGUCAAUUAAAAGUUAUUGAAUGUAAUAUUCGUGCUUCAAGAUCAUUCCCAUUUGUUUCAAAAGUUUUAGGUGUUAAUUUUAUUGAUGUUGCAGUUAAAGCAUUACUUAAUGAAAAUGUUCCAAAACCUAAAAAUUUAAUGGAUUUAAAAUAUGAUAGAGUUGCUACAAAAGUUCCCCAAUUUUCAUUUACUAGACUAGCUGGUGCAGAUCCAUUUUUAGGUGUUGAAAUGGCUUCAACUGGUGAAGUUGCAUGUUUUGGUAAAGAUUUAUUAGAAGCUUAUUGGACUUCAUUACAAGCAACAAUGAAUUUUAAUGUUCCAAAACCAGGUCAAGGUAUAUUAUUUGGGGGAGAUUUAACAAAUGAUAAAUUAGGUCAAGUUGCAAAGAUAUUAAGUGGAUUAGGUUAUAAUUUUUAUACUGCUAGUGAACCAGUUAAACAAUAUUUAAAUAAUUAUGUUUCUGAAUCAGUUGAAGUUAUUGAAUUUCCAAAAACUGAUAAAAGAGCAUUAAGAGAAAUAUUUCAAGAUAAAAAAAUUGGAGCAGUUAUAAAUUUAGCAAAAUCUAGAGCUGAAGAUUUGUUAGAUGAAGAUUAUGUUAUGAGAAGAAAUGCAAUUGAUUUUGCAACUCCAUUAUUUAAUGAACCAAAUACAUCAAAAUUAUUUGCUGAAUGUUUAAAAGCAAAAAUUGGUGAUAAAAUAUCACUUGAUGAAUUACCAAAGGAUAUAAUUAUACCAUCUGAAGUACAAAGAUGGAGUGAGUUUAUAGGUGGUAAACCAGUAUAG
Insectozyma verbasci is the source of this 3450-nucleotide messenger RNA. NCBI's taxonomy places the organism in Eukaryota, Fungi, Ascomycota, Pichiomycetes, Serinales, Debaryomycetaceae. The record is from the annotation of a GenBank genome assembly.